AGAGGAGUGUGUGUAUGUGGCCGGAGCCUGUGUACACCGACAGCCAGCUGUGGUAACCGUCUGUGCUGUGCUCUCCCUCCCUCCGCCUCUUUACUGAUCUGUCUCUCCGCCUCCUCUCCCUGAACAUUACCAGAAGCGGCUGGGAGUGAGCUGGGCCGGCAGCAGCAGCAGUAGCAGCGAGUACCAGGUACCGGCCGCGUCAGAUGUGAGUGGAAGAACGUACAGGGAUCACAUGUCUGGGAUGUCACCACUCUGCUAUGAUGUUCUUCACGGAUUUGCCACCUGUCUCUGUGGUACAGACAGAUUGGCAUCCCUUUGGGACAUCCCGAAACUUCAGACACCCUGUGAACUUCUCUGACUCUGGAGAGGACUUCUCUGUGCAGAGUACUGUCAGUGUGGAUGUGAAAAUGAUCAUCGAAAAUUUGCAGGCUACUGAUUCAGCUUGUGCCAUGAACAGUGAGCCCAGCAGCCAGGCACAAACAAAUGUAGCCACAAAACAGCGAAGCGACGGCAUGUUGGACAGAACCUCCAUCAGUGUUUUAAAGGGGGCUUCUGUGGAGGAACUGAAGGCUUCUUAUCCAUCCUGCACACUUGGCACAGAGGAAUCCAACUUGGGUCACUGUACUCUGGACUCGGACAGUGACGAGUCUGUUGACCGAGAUAUUGAAGAAGCAAUUCAGGAAUACUUGAAAAAGAAAACAGAAGAUACGUCCUUAACAUCAAAGGCUGCUGUUGACACAAAAGUCCUCCCAGGAACACAUGGAGCCAUUGAGAACUCUGCAACAAAGGUCAACAAUGGCAUUUCACAGGGAAAAGAGGGAGUGAACCCCCCCAAACUAGGGCUAGACCUUGCGAAUGUUGUCAGCCUGGAGCCUGCAGGAUCCAGAUGCUCUUCUCCCUCCAGUAUCAGCAGCAACGACUCUUUUGAACAGAGUAUACAGGCAGAGAUUGAAAGGUUCUUACAGGAGAAGAGGAAUAGGGAGACUGGCAGCAACGGUGGUCCUAAGAGCCAGGCUGCUUCUGUGGGGAGGACCGAGCAGAAGGAAAAUCUGGUGAAGGUGGGACAGAAGAAGAGAAAGAGGUGCAUCAAAUCCAGUGCAGGGAACCAACCCCGUCCUGUUCAACAGACAGUAAUCAACACAAACUCUGAGGUGGGCAACGCUAAAUCGAGUCAGCUUGGGAAGUUGGAGACUGUCUGCAGCACAGAGAAAGGCAGUGAAGAGAAUCCCAAGAGUAAUAAAAAUGUGACUAACAAGAAAAAGCCAAGAUCACGACUUCGCUUUAAGGAAUUGCACAAGAGCAGCAAUACCCAGUGUGACCUCAGUGCUGAAUUCACUGAGUCAAGGGCAAAUCCCGUUACUGCUCGAGUAGAAUUGUCUGAUUCUAGCAGUGAUGAUGGGAUUGAAGAAGCCAUUCAACUUUACCAAUUAGAACAAAAGAAGGGGAAAGCCAAAGACGUAGCCUUUGUCCUUGGCUUGUUGCCUCAUAAGUCCCCCAGGUCUCAAAAAUAUGCUGAUAUCUCUUCUUGUAUGAAAAGCAGAGAGAAAGAAAUACCACAGGCAGCUGUGAGCAAGAGAAACUCUGCCCCGAAGCCUGGACAAUUUUGUCCUGUCAAUCUUUCUGAUACCGACACAAGUGACAGCGAUGACUGUAUAACACAAACUGAGAGAAAUAUCACCAACUCCAGGCUUGGUUGGAAAGAAAGGUUUCAGUCAGUGACUCUGUCAGUAUCUUCCCCAAAACAGGAAAGGUUUCUUAUGACCAAAGUGCAGCCAUCUGCAGACAGUAUAUUAGCUGGUGCUCCUUCAGAAAAGGGAGAGUAUGCAGGCAAAGGCAAGACAAGCAGUGAAUACACUAAUGUUGCCUCCAAGCAGGUCACGGUUUCUUCAGACAGUGAAAGUAGUUCUGCAGACAGCAGCGACAGCAUUGAAAAAGAAAUUCAAAAUUACUUGGCUCUCAAAGCAAGCCAGAGCAGUCAGAAAUCCAACAAGGUCGGGGCUGUGAGUGAACUGGACAGAACCUCCCAAGAAUCAAAGAGAGAAGACAGUCUGAAUGCUUUUCCAUCUUUGUUUAUUUCUUUGACUUCAUCUUCAUCUCAGACAUCAAUGUCACAAAACAAAAGGCUGAAGAAUAAUGUCAGCUCUGAUCAUGAACUUGAAAAGGAGAAACUGAAAGAAAGUCAACCACAAGAGUCCAGUGGGAAAGCUCUUGUGUCCACUAACAGUACAACUGUCACCGCCAAGAUUAAUCUUAAAGGGAGCUCAUCAGGGCAAGACAUACCUGACGUAAGUAACAGCAUGACUUUCAAUCGAGACCAAGAGAAAUUAUCUCCCAAGGAUUGGGUUGGAGAGAAACAGUCCGCUGUCCUUGACUCUUGGCAGACAGAUGAGAAGAGUAGCUCACUGGAUAGUGAUGAGGACCUUGAUACAGCUACGAAGGAUCUCUUGCAAACCAGAAAGAAACUGGGGAAAAGGUCAAGAGAAAUCAAGAAUCGGUGCAAGAAACGAGUGCGGUUUACAGGUGCAGAGGUUCUUACUUACUCUGAGCAAAGCACAGGAAUCGGUGACCAAACUGUCAGGACUGCUGGAGAAGGCCUCGCUUCUAGCCACGUCCCCCUAAAAAGCUGCUUAUCGAAAAGUAACAAGAGCGCUUGUAGACGUUACUUAGACUUUAAAAAUAAAGGGAACAAGAAGCCAGAAGAGCAGUCAGAAGGUGAAAGCCAUAGCAAAAUGACUAGUAUCAGAAAUCUCAAGGUUGGUUUGUCGUGUGGUGCUGCGUUCCGCUCAGCUGAUGGGCCGACUUGGCAAAAUGUAACAAUUGAGAACAGCAGUUCCGCAGAUAGUGAUGAUGGAAUUGAACAAGAAAUUCUUAAAUUCCUCGCUGAAAAGGCGCGAAUGAAUAGCAGGUUAAAUGAGCAUUCAAAUGAUGCAAAUACAGUGCAGAUAUUUAAAAAACAAGGGGAAGAGAGCAAAUGGUCAGAAAUGGCAGGCCCAGGCAGAGCACUGUCUGCCCUUCCUCAACAAGCUGAGUGGCCAUGUCACCUGGAAGAUGAGCCCACAGCUGGGUAUUUACAGAGAGAUAUGGAAAGCAAGACCAAUGUGAACCAGCAGGAUUUGCUUCAGAACAUUGAUGGUAUCUGCAGUGUACAGAGCCAGAGUGAAGACAGACAAGUCUUAGGAGAACGACCAGCGACUUUCAAGACAGAGACUAAGGCUGGAAUUGUUCUGGAUAAUUUGCAAGUUGGCAGCAUAGACUGGCAUGGUGAUGUCCUUCAGGACAAAAAGGUUAACACUAGUGCAGAGAAUAUUAAGGUGGAAACAACACAGUCCUUACCUUGUGAGCAAAGUGUGCCAUAUGUCAACUCCAAAUUGUUGCAAACAGUACAGCAUAAACAGCAGCCUGUCCAAAUCAAAUCUUCCAAGCAAACUCUAAACAAGUUGUGGAACAUCUUUCAGACUGACCCUCUCCAUGAGACUGUGUCAGCAAAUGAGGCAAAUGGAACCUGUAGAAGGGGACAGUAUUCCAGAGACGAUCAGUCAAAUCUUGAUCGUGGUACAGACCAAAGCUCUCAAGCUGUAGUUAACACUCUCCUCCGUGUAGGCUGGGCAGGUAGUGCUACAAUGAAGAGUGAGAAAGGUAAAAAUCAAGGUCAACCUUUAACAUCUCCGAUGCCAUCAGUAAGUGUUGGUGCUCAGUGCGGUGAAGUGAGCAGGCUGCCUAGUGUUGCAGGGCGAGAGCAAAGUGACCAUAAUUAUCAGAGUGGAGUGAAGAGUGAGGAGGGGGAGCAGAGUGAUGCAAGACUCACACGCACUAACUGUGAGACUCAGCAUCUCUGCAAAAUGUCAGGAGCAUCCAGCUGUCUGCCAAUUGCUGAACCUACCAUAGUCUCAACCCACAAGGAAAGCAGCAGUGUAGAACAGAAAGUCGACAGCGUAGGAGCAGUGAGUGUGACAGUAACACUGAUUGCUGAGGAAACUUCUAAAGGAGAGGCCAGCAGCAAGUGCAAGAGUGGAGGGACUGGGGUUACUCUCCUCAGCACUCAGUGCCAGCCACUGAGCCAGACUUUAUCAGGAUCUAAGAUUGAGGAGCGAAACGACAGGGGCUCAGAAACUGAGGAGGCAGCACAGGGGAGCAGUCCUGAAGCCUUUUACGACAAAGCAAGCCAUCAUUCAGAUGAUGACAGUAGAGUGGACACUGACAGGUCAGGACUGCAGAGACAGGGUGCUGAGGUGUAAGUAUGUUGUACAGUGGCUCAUCUCUAAAUUAUUUGUGUUACAGUCACAAUGUUCAGUCUAGAUUUCAUUGUGGGGAAGGAAGGUUAUCCUAGACAAACCACUGGAUUAAAUCAAUGUUGUUUAAGGUAUAUCAUUACACUCUGUUCAAAGUAAUUAGAUUGAUUAAAAAUACAGCCCUUUAGUUAAACAAAUUUCUUGUCAAACUAUAAGACCCUCCCCUCAUCCACCCAGUGAAAUGGAGUAGGGAUAGGCACUUUGUCAACUCCCAGCUCAAUCUCUGCAUUUGCACCUCCCCAUCCCCAUCUCUGUUGUCCCAUGCCAGUCAUUGAGACCACUGCAGGAUGCACUCAAGUUCCAUUCAGUGAUGUUACUGAAACAAUCUCGCAUGAGUUCAGAGAUUGUAGGAACUGCCGAUGCUGGAGAAUCUGAGAUAAAACGGUAUGAAGCUGGAUGAACACAGCAGACCAAGCAGCAUCAGAG
Messenger RNA from Stegostoma tigrinum, 4715 nucleotides. It is a transcript of the gene ppp1r26, whose product is annotated as protein phosphatase 1, regulatory subunit 26. Gene Ontology annotation, molecular function: protein phosphatase inhibitor activity. The record is from RefSeq and is a predicted model, not a curated record. Gene Ontology annotation, biological process: negative regulation of phosphatase activity. The transcript has 2 exons. Bases 258 to 4235 code for a protein of 1325 amino acids. Lineage: Eukaryota; Metazoa; Chordata; Chondrichthyes; Orectolobiformes; Stegostomatidae.